AGGGCCACUCCAUGUAUUAUUCCUCCAAGCUUCCCCCAAGGUGGCCACUUGCCAGCCAGCCAGCGUCCAACACUCGGCGCCAUGCUCCUCGCACAAGCCCCCGCCAGAAGUCUCCUCAAGUCCAGAGUGGAGCUCCACAUCCACUUCACCAGCACCGUACGCCUCGAGACUUUGUGGGAACUAAUGAGAUGCAAGAACCACCCACUGCCUGGAGGAGGGACGCUGCAGGACCUCAAGAACCAGGUGGUGGUGAAGGAACCCAAGAACCUGAGCCAUUAUCUCAAGCAUAAAAAGCUUGUGGAGGAGACCCUGGCCGGGGAUCUUGAGGCCAUAGAGCGAGUGGCCUUCGAGUUGGCGGAGGAGCAGGCGAAGGGGGGCGUCCUGUACACCGAAGCGCGGCUCAUUCCUCGUGACCUUCUGCCUCGAACUCACAGCGAAGUGGCAGAACAUGCGGAUAAGGAAGGGAAGAAGGGGGAGGGUGGACAGGUGACCGUGGACUCCAUCUUGCGGGCGGUUCUGAAGGGCAUCAAGAGAGGCGAGGAACACUUCGAGGUCAAGAUAAGGAUACUUCUUGCCUGUAGACGGGAGUACCCUGAGUGGGCCUGGGAGACGCUGAGACUGUGUGAGGAAUACAGGCACGAGGGUGUGGUGGGCAUGGACCUGUCAGGGCGGGAGGGACAGACUGAGGAAGGCGCGGAGCGAUUGAGGAACACCGUGAUUCGAGACGUGUUUCGAACAGCGGCCGCCAGAGGGAUUCACAGGACGGUGCACUCUGGUGAGGCAGGGCCCGCCAGCUGUGUUAAAUACGCGACUGAUGUGCUGAAAGCGGAAAGGAUCGGCCACGGGUACAGAGUGUUGGAGGACGAGGAGAUAUUCGCGAAGUGCCUGCAGCGGGGCGUCCACUUCGAGGUGUGUCCCCACUCCUCACUCCUCACGGGGGCGCUGCUCGACCCUCCCUGCCCACGCCACCCACUCAUGAGACUGGUUGAGGAGGGGGCGAGUUUCAGCCUCAGCUCCGACAACCCGUUACUCACAAACUCGCGGUUGACACAGGAAUACGAACUUGUCACCCGAUGGGGACUCACCGAGGCGGAUAUCACACGGGCCAAUUUCCAAGCCGCCCUUCACUCUUUCCUCCCCGCCGAUGAGAAAGCAGAGUUGAUUGUCAGCCUGAAGGAAGCAUAUGGAGUAACAGAUUGAUGGAUUGAUGUUCUCAGACGCAUUUGCCUCCCUGUCUCACAUCAACUCUAUCCAAAGGCCGGAAAGGAGACUAAUCGGGUUCCAAUGAGUGUUAAGUUCAUGGUACAAAAGGAUCGAACUACCACCGGGGCCGUACAAGUAUCCAUGAAAGUAGCCAGGAAUUAUACAAAAGCCUUAAAUAUGUAGGCUACUUGGGUGUCGAAAUGCCCCCGCUAUCCACAAUUAAAGGAAUAAACACCACCAACACUCGGCUACCAUGCGAUUUAUCCUCGUUACACCUCGUUGAGAAUACGUCACGAAACACUUAACGCAAAUCUUUACUUACUGGCCAAUAGAGGAAUGAUGCUGACAAGUAACUAGAGAAGACACUGUGGAGUAGACGGCGCGAGGAGAGGCGGGCGGGUAAAACGUUGGUGGGCAACUCUAUCCACAAGCAGUGUUACGAUCUUAAUAUUAGGCGUUUUCUUUGUAAGGAAUUGGGUUUUCGCAGGUUAUUUUCGGUUUUAACCCUUUGCUCAUGGCGCCAAAGGGUUAGGUGCUUAUUACAUUAUAUAAAAAUUUUUUUUUUUUUUUUACAGCA
Messenger RNA from Eriocheir sinensis (Chinese mitten crab), 1780 nucleotides. Its product is annotated as adenosine deaminase-like. Gene Ontology annotation, cellular component: external side of plasma membrane; cytosol. The record is from RefSeq and is a predicted model, not a curated record. Gene Ontology annotation, biological process: negative regulation of adenosine receptor signaling pathway; adenosine catabolic process; hypoxanthine salvage. The transcript has 10 exons. Gene Ontology annotation, molecular function: adenosine deaminase activity. Bases 82 to 1200 code for a protein of 372 amino acids. Lineage: Eukaryota; Metazoa; Arthropoda; Malacostraca; Decapoda; Varunidae.